This is a messenger RNA of Cucumis sativus (cucumber), 1542 nucleotides long. RefSeq lists its product as uncharacterized. The transcript is spliced from 3 exons. The coding region runs from base 499 to 1383 and encodes 294 amino acids. NCBI's taxonomy places the organism in Eukaryota, Viridiplantae, Streptophyta, Magnoliopsida, Cucurbitales, Cucurbitaceae. The record is from RefSeq and is a predicted model, not a curated record.
GGAAAAGAAAUGCAUAUCCGUUGAUGAGGGAUAUCACUUUGACAGGGAAGGAAAGUGCAGAUUCACAUCCCAAGAGUUCAUUGGCUUCUCUAGAAUAUCUGCUGUCUCUUUUGAGUUCUCAUGUUGGUGAGAAGCCAUGUUGUUGCCCACGUGUUGAUCCAAAUUGGAGUUUCUCCUCUCAAAUUCUUACUCUUCCUUUACUGUGUAACCCUUCAAACACGAUGUGAACGAUUGUGCGGCACUUGUUCUAGCUCGGCGAACAAGUCAGCCGAUCAAAAUCUGCAAAUCGCAGACAACUUUAACACACACUUCAACCUCCCCUCACGUUCUUGGAAAAAUAUUUUUAGAAAACAUGAAAGAUGAUUAAAUUGAUUGAAAACGUUGUUAAAACAAGCAUUGAAGACUGUCAAUUGCAAUAAGAAAGCAUAGACUGCGAAGAGUACGACAAGGCUUGGGCAGGGAUUCAACAGCAAUUGAAAAGUAUAAGGUGGUUUAAGGAUGUCACAUGUUCCCAUGUUAGUGCGUUACGGUGGUACGUGGGAUGAGAGGCGAAGAAAAUACGAAGGAGGCAUGUUAAAAGGCAUCGUUGUCAGUAAGAAUUAUAUGACCUUGCAGAAGUAUAAUUCUUUACUGACAACGAUAAGAUGCAUAUAUGAGAUAAAAGUACCCUUCAAAGAUUUACAGGCAGAAUUAUAUGACCUUGCAGAAGUUGACCCUUCAAAGUUCGACGUAAUGAUAAGAUGCAUAUAUGAGAUAAAAGUGGAACACGAAGCUCCUCCAUUUGAGUUAAGCAAUGAUCGUGAUUUAAGGUUUUAUCUUCUUAGUGAAAAUCCAUUAGAGGUCCCUUUAUACGUCUCAUUUGAGCCUAAAAGUAAUCAAAGCAAAAAAGUGUUAAGCAAAGAUUACAAUUUAGUAUCUGGCAGCAACCAAGCUCAUAACUUAAACCCUCAUCCUCCAAUUGUCAUGGAUACAUUAAAUGAGAAUGAAGUUCAUGUUCGUGAAGUUGAAGUUGGCUUGUGUGAUAACGUGAUAGGGACCACUUCGACUAUUUGGGAAUCAUAUGAGUCAUAUGAUUCGAAAGAUGAGACUUUUACAUGGGAGCCAGUAGAGAUGAAUAGUGAAUCAUUUGACAUCCCACAACAUAGAGAUGCUCCUACGAAAGAUUGCAAAGGAAAAUCUAAAGUUCGUUACAGCUCUUCUAGCCAAAAGUUGAAGACAGACAGGAAUGAUUGGUCCGAAGAAAGCUCUACAAGUGAGGAGUUUGAUGUAGGACAAAUAUUUUUUUCCAAAAAAGAUUUGUCAAUGAGAUUAAGUGUCUUGGCGAUGAAUUUUUUUUCUUCAGUUUGUAGUAAAAAAGUCUACAAAAGAGGUUCUCUUUGUUAGAUGCAUUGACAACAAGUGUGGUUGGAGACUGCGAGCGAUGAGAUUGAAGGAUUCAAAUAUAAUUAAGAUUAAAAAGUAUGUCAAAGUUCAUUCAUGUUCUCUUGACGUUUUGAAUCGUGACCAUAGGCAAGCAAAAUCUUGGGUUGUUGGAGAAUUAAU